GACGGGACCGAGGAGGCGCGAGAGGAGGCGCCGUCCCCGCUGCACAGGGCGGGUCUGAGGCUCGGCGACGCCACCCGGGGGACCCGCGCCAGGGCCGGGACAGGGACCGCUGUCCCCGGGUUCCCGCCGCUCCCGGCCCCGCCCCGCCCCCAGAGUCCGAUGGCGGCGGCCGCGCGGAGGGAGCCGGCUCAGGGCUGUGUGACCUUUGAAGAUGUGGCCAUUUACUUCUCCCAGGAGGAGUGGAGGCUCCUUGAUGAGGCACAGAGGUUCCUGUACCAUGAUGUGAUGCUGGAGAACUUUGCACUUACAACAUCCCUGGAUUGUUGGUGUGGAGCAGAGGAUGAGGAGGUGCUUUCUGAGGAAAAUAUUUCUGUACAAGGAGUGUCACAGGUCAGGACUUCUAAGGCAGGUUCAUUGGCUCAGAUGACUCACCCCUGUGAAAAGUGUGUCCCAGUGUUGAAAGACAUUUUGCACCUCACUGAGCUCCAAACAACAUAUCCUGGGCAGAAACUAUACUUGGAUGGGGCAUCCAGAGGUUUCUGGAUCCGUGCAAACUUUCACCAAAACCAAAAACAUGACAGUGGAGAGAAAAUCUUCAAAAUGGGCAUGGACCUCGCCUCGUUUGUGACGAGCUGCAGAUUCCAUGUGUCAGGGAAGCCCUUCACCUCUGGGGUGGGUGGAAAGGACUUUGUACCUACCUCAGGCCUUCUCGAACACCAGGACACUCCCAACAGUGAGAAGCCACAUAGUAGCAUUGAAUGUAGGGAGCCCGUUAACAGUGGAAAAAGUCAUGACAAGUGGAUUGAAUGCAGGGAAGUUUUCAGCAACACAGACACACUUCAUCACCACAGAGUCUGCACUGGAGAAGGUCUUGAUAAGUGUAGCAAAUGUGGGAAAGCCUUCAGCUGCAAAUACAGACUUGUUCAGCACCAGCAAAUUCAUAUUAGAGAACGGCCUUAUGAGUGUGCUGAAUGUGGGAAAUUGUUUAGCCGCAAAACCCACCUCAUUCGACACUGGAGAGUUCACACUGGAGCAAAACCUUAUGAAUGCAUUGAAUGUGGGAGAUCUUUUAGCCAGAAAUCUGACCUCAUUCAACACCAAAGAGUUCACACUGGUGAAAGACCUUAUGAGUGCAGUGAAUGUGGGAAAUCCUUUAUCCAGAAGUCCAUCCUCAUUAAACACCAGAGAGUUCACACUAAUGAAAGACCUUAUAAAUGCAGUGACUGUGGGAAAUCAUUUAGCCAAAGUUCUGGCCUCCUUCGACACAAGAGAGCUCACACGAGAACAAGGCCAUAUGAAUGCACUGAAUGUGGGAAAUCGUUUAGCUGUAAAACUCACCUCAUUCGACACUGGAGAGUUCACACUGGAAUAAGACCUUAUGAGUGCAUUGAGUGUGGGAAAUCUUUUAGUGAGAAAUCUGUCCUCAUUCAACACCAAAGAGUUCACACUGGAGAAAGGCCUUAUGAGUGUGCUGAAUGUGGGAAAUACUUUAGCCAGAAAUCUGUCCUCAUUCAACACCAAAGAGUUCACACUGGAGAAAGGCCUUAUGAGUGCAGUGAAUGUGGGAAAUCCUUUAGCCGCAAAACCCACCUCAUCCGACACCGGACAGUUCACACUGGAGCAAGGCCUUAUGAGUGCAAUGAAUGUGGGAAAUCCUUUAGCCAGAGCUCUGGCCUCCUUCGACAUAGGAGAGCUCACAUGUAGUGAUGUGAGAAAUCAUUCACUUGCAAGUCUGACCUCAGCCAACACCAAAGAGUUCACUCUGGAGAAAAGCCU
Molecule: messenger RNA, 1776 nt
Organism: Ceratotherium simum simum (southern white rhinoceros)
Lineage: Eukaryota; Metazoa; Chordata; Mammalia; Perissodactyla; Rhinocerotidae
Product: zinc finger protein 418-like
Biological process (GO): regulation of DNA-templated transcription
Source: RefSeq, a predicted model, not a curated record